AAUCAAUCAUACUUAUCCUGGUCACAAACGUGCCCUAUCAGAGACCUGUCUGCGACAAGCCGACAAGAGAACCUACCAAAAACGGGUAGCGUGGAAGGGCCGCCACUGCAGGUGCAUGGCACGCUUGACAUCAAGAUCAGAAAGACCCUGAUCUACUUAUCAUGAAUCAUUCAAUGCACUGUGCACAGAUAGAUUAUCCGGGCGCAUUUGCCCCAAUUCCACCCACGCGAUAUAAGGAAUUCAGCCAAGCACAAGUCACCGUCUCAACCCUUGCUGAGGUCCUCGCAGCAAGAACGUCCCAGCGAUAUCGAGGAAAGAACGUCAGGCGGCAUCUACGAUCAGCCCUCUAGGCCAUAGCACUACCUCCGCCGACGAGACACCCACAUCGCGGGAAACUCUAUCACGGCGAGGCAAUGUGUCACCGGCGCCUGUACUUCACAAAGUUCCUGGAAUGCACCCACUCCAUCUUCUCCAGCGAGAUGGCAGUGGAUUGUUAUUCCCGUUUUUGUCGGUUGUCGAGUGCCCACCCGGCCAAUUGUGGACAGUGCACCUGUAGGAGAUAUUAUGGUCAACCCGAAAGAUUGACGAGUCGAGAGGCGCGCCUGACUUCUUCUUUCAUGGAGUUGUCAUGACUGACGUGCUCGCAACUCGUGCAGGUGGGAGGAAGGUGCGGCGCGGAUUGCCAAGGACCAUCAUCUUCAUAAAAAAGGCCAUCUCCGCGCGUGGUGUUGGUUUUAUGGACAUAUCUUGUAUGAUCGGAGGGAGGGAAUGGAAGGCGGUGGUGGCUGAAAGCAAGCUAGAAGUGACAUGCUGUCAUGGCACGUGAGAUCAGCGACUUUCUUUCCCUGCAACAACUGCCGCGGUAUCUUGCGGGGUCAUAGCGCAUAAUCAUCCUCUCCCGCUUCCUCUCCUACGCUGUCAAUCCCUGCUUUAUCCCAUGUUAUGGCACCAGUCUCUCGACUGUUCUCUCAUACAAGGACGAUAAGCACAGCCCUGCGCCACCCACUCCAAUUCCAUGUCGCAGCGGAUUGGGCUGGCAAACCAGCCGACUGGAACCGCGGGCCAAAAACACCCAAGCUCCGCACCUUUUUCCGCCCUGAUAAUCCCAUUGCUGUCUGGCGAGAGCAAACGCUAGAGAGAACGGCUUUGCACAAGCCGCUUCGAAGCGCGGGAGAAGAUUUUUUCUUCUAU
Messenger RNA from Mycena citricolor, 1191 nucleotides. The record is from the annotation of a GenBank genome assembly. Lineage: Eukaryota; Fungi; Basidiomycota; Agaricomycetes; Agaricales; Mycenaceae.